CAUGGGCAAAGCAGGAAGUGACAUUUGCAGUGACCUAGAAGUCAGUUAUUGUACAAAAGGACCAAAUUCCAGGUCAUCAGCUCGUUGCCAAAGUCACUUCACAUUUGCAGAAAACAGGAAAUGUGUUUAUGUCAACCCACCGACCUGGAAGAUGACCAUAUUUCUUUUAGUGUGGGAACUACCCAGUGUGCUCUCUGAGCAGUCAAAACCACUAUUGUACUGCGUUAUAUUGCGGGGUGUAACACUGGAAUUUUUGGAUGCCAAACGCAAGUUUGUACUGUACAUCCCAAAACCAGUGUGUACCCUUGAAAGACAAAGGUUGUAUUUCAGGAAAAGGUUUAUAUUUCCAUGAUGCAGAGAAACGUGUUACAGCUUGCCCAGAACAGCCCUUCCCCUGAGUGGAUCGAGCUAUUCCAUGGUGACAGUGUUGUGCUCACUUUGCCAUCUGAAGCUCACUCACAGACACAAAGUGUCUGGGCAAUCAGGCACAAUUGGAACACAAUGACAUUUUCAGAGAAGAUGGAGCUGGAGGAUAUUCUCAAAAGACUGCAGGAGGAUGGGGUUGACACCGAUGUCUGCACCGCGGAUGAAAAUCUGCAGCACCUGUGGCGAAUUUACCAUCGCUCGGAGGGCAUGCUGCAGGCCACUGUCAAGGACCUGGAGCGAGUGCAACAACAGCAGGCUACUGAGAUGAAGGAGGUAGAGAAUUAUGUGACUCACAUCCGGAACCUGUCGGAGGAGCGGGAGGCAGUGACAGGCGAAUUUGAACAAGAGAACGAGGUGCUCAAGGUGGAGCUGCAGCAACUGCAGCAGGAACAAGAUACUCAGCUGAAGGAAGUGGAGGAGAUGCUGGGUCAGGAGGGUCUGGCAGACAUCGCACACAGUGGUCCUAGUGAACAGAUUGCCUACCUGUUAGUGGAGCGAGCUACACUGCUGGAGAAGCUGGAAAUAGCAGAGAGGAAAGUGGAUUCGCAGAGUCUCGCAGGCAGCCUACGGGAGACUCAUUUACAGGAAGAGCUGGAGCAGAUGCAACAAACACUGGAGGAGGAGUUAAGGCAACAGCGGGAAUCCAUGCAGCGUACCAAGGAGGCUAUGGCUCAGGAACCUUUAUCUCAGCCUCCAAGCCCGUGGAAGAAGCUAUUCGGGGUCCAUCAGCAAGCGCUCAGGGUCUCCACAGACGCAGCAACUCAUAAGGAGGACGUGGAGAGAGAGCUGCGGCUUCGCGAGCUAGCGGAGCGAGACCUGGAGGAAGCGGCACAGCGACUGCAGAUGGCACACGAGGAGAUCCGCCACCUGACGGACAAACUGGAUAUGGAGAAGAAAAUGCUGGAGCAGAACGACCCUGCUCUGCAGGCAGCUCGUCGGGAGAUUGAAGUGCUCAAGGAAGAAGUCGCUGAACUGAGGGAACGUGAUGUCAAUGACAUUGACAAAGCCAAAGAACAGAAUAACAAAUUGGAUAAAGAAAUCCUAGCGUUACGCGAUCGUGUGAGAUUGUUGGACGCGGAGCGGAAAUCUCUAUUAAAAGUGGUUGAAAAUCUUCAAAAAUCUCUGGGGGUAGCAAAGCCUGCGGAAAUGGAACAAUCACCAUUUUAUCAGAAGUCAUCAGACCUUAGAAUGCAUCAUAGCACAAACCAGGAGUUGUGGGAUGACAGUCGCAAAGAGGAAGUCCACGCAUCACCACAGAUGACUCCCGUACCAGCGACACGCAAGAAGAAAAAGCCACUUUCAGGUGCCUGUAUAGGUCCUAAGGAUUACACUGCUUGCACUUCUUCACCGGAAACAGAUGGGAAUGGGACUGAUCCGCCCCCCGAAUGCCCACGUUCCAAGGCUGAAGAACUCCAUAAAAGGUGCCAUCAGGAGGUCAGUCGCCUGGAUACCAAGAACCAUGAGCUGAUGCAGAGAUUCCACAAAGUGCAGGAGGAGCUCGAAGAGGUAACAGAAAGGAACGAAGCACUGGAGGGAGCCCUCGAGGACAUCCGGAACCAAAUGAAAGAAGAGAAAGCUGCCUUUGAGAACGAGAAAGAAUCAUUGAAAAAGAAGAUCGCAACUAUGGAGUCCGAUCAUAUGAAACUCAAACGCAAAUACAAGGAUCUAAAGGCCAAAAGCCACAAUGUGAUUGGUGCACUUGGGAAGGAGCAGGAUGUGAGGGAGCAAAUGAAGUCAAAUGAAGCUACUUGUGCAGAACUACAACAGAAAUACGAGGAGGAAAAGAAAAGAAGGGAUUAUCUGGAAGCGACUCUGGUCACCACACAGCAGGGGAAAACCCGGAACGAGGAGGAAUUGGAGGCUUACCGGACACAGGUGCACUAUCUGAACACAGAGCUGAAGGAAGCCCGGAACAUAACUCAACACACUAAUGCCAUGAACACCACUGUGGAAAAACUGCAACACGAUAAGUGCAUUCUGGAGAAAAAGGUGUGCAAACUGGAGGAGGAGUUGAGGAAGGCUCGGAAGGAAUUGAAAAGCUGUAAUUGGAAAGAGAAAGCGGAGGGCUAUUCACACCAGCUAGCAGACCAGCAGAACUCCCUGUAUAAAAUGGAGGAGGUGCGGACCACUGCAGAGCAAGAAAUUAACAAACUACGUUUCCAGAUGAGCGAAGCUUGUAGCAAGGUGGAAGGUUCACAGAACAAGCUGACCUGUGUAGUGAAGGAGAACCAGCAACUGCUCCAGGAGAACGGUGCCUUACGGCAACAAAUCUGCAGCCUGCAGCAGGAGUGCAAGCUGCUGACUCAGGAGAACACUGACCUGCGGCAGAAGUUCUGUAAUUACCAGGUGGAGACCAGCCACCUCCACCAGGACAACGCUUCCUUUCGGCAGCAGCUUGUGUGCUCUCAGCAGGAAAACCAGCGACUGAACCAGGAAUUGUGCAACAUCCAAAAGCAGCUGGGUGGCCAAAUGCUGUGCAAAGAGGAUAAUAAUAACCAGAUGGAGUUACAAUCUUUGAGGAAGAAGGUGGCUCGACUGCAGUGUGCCUUGGAAUUUGAGCAGCAGAAGGCUUGUCAGGAAAGAUUGGCCCUGGAGAUGCAACUGGAGGAAGCCAACAACAGAACCAAGUCACAGGAAUGCCUGCUGACACAGGACACAGGGGAAGCCAGGCAACUCCGCCAGGACCUGCAGCGGAUCCACAACCUAUGCAGCGCCGCAGAGAAAGAACUCAAGUACAAACGGGAGCAACUGGUGGACGUACAGAAACACAAUGCUCUCCUGAGCCAGGAAGCUACCAGGGUGGGCGUGGACCUGAAGGCCAUUCAGGAUAAAAUCUGUGCACAGGAACGGGAGAACAAGGCUCUGAGAUGUGAGAUCGAGGAGAAGCAGGAGAAGAUAAAGGGGCUGGAGCUGGAAGCAGCCAAAUCCUGUCAGCUCAGCAAGCAGCUCAAGUGCCUCCAUGAUGAGCUAGCAUCUGAGAAAUGCCGAGUGCAGGCGGCGGAGAAAAAGUUUGCAGAGAUGCAGCAACACCUGAACUCCUGCCAACACCAGGUGCGUCUGGCUGAAACCCGAAUCAAGGAGAAGGAGAUAAUGGAAGCAGAGCUGAACGACAAAAGGGACUUGGUGUGCAUGCUCCGAAAUGAACUGCAGGAGGAGCUGCUCCAGAGGAAACUGGCUGAGCAGUGUGCAGAUGAUCUCCAUCAUCAGCUGAAGACGAUGCAGGACAAGGAGACUUGCCAGGCGAGGAUGGUUGCAGAUUUACAACACUGCUUACACGAGCAACAGGCCCGGGUCCGAGCCCUGGAAGAGGAGAAAACGAGCAUCUCUAAUGAAAAUGAGUGUCAGCAGAGGGUCAGGAAGCAACAAACCGAGGAGUUACUGGCAACACAGCAGGAGUUAGAGAAGCACAAAGAGGAGCUGAGGAGCGUUCUUCAGCAAUUGGACUCUCACGUCAGGCUCCACAACGACAAACAGAUAAAACAUAAAAUGAAGCUACGGAAAGCAAAGGAGAUCUUUAUCCGUGAAGUGAUGGCGAGGGACGGUAAAGUCAAACAGCUAGAAAAUGAAGUCAAACUGAUGAGAAACCUACUGGACAAGGAACAUACGUGGAAUAUGAAGAUCACGUGUGAAAACGACCUGCUCCUUGCGGAGAAGCGCGACCUUCUGCAGAAGCUGAAUGAGCAGGAGGAGCUCGUACGCAACAAUAGUUCAAUCGCUUGUGGUGUAAAACAGAGGAUUAACUAUCUGGAAGAUGAAAACAAACAGCUUCAAGAUGAGACGGUGACGCUAAGUAGUCGGCUUGGGUCAUUGGAGCGAACAUUGAAAAACAUCCAGUCUAUCCGUGCUCUAGAGGAUCUUAAAAGGACUCUAUCCAAUGAAAAUCUGCUAUCAAAAUGCCUCCCCUCCUCUCUAGCCAGUGAUUUCCCAGGCGGCAGUGGGACCGACAGUGUUCUGGAUUGCAUUCGCCGGGUGAAAUUGAACGAGCCGGCUGACUGUAUGAAGUUCUCCUACCUGGGAUCCUCCCGGGUGCCGUAUUCCGACAUUGGCUACUUAAACGUCAGUGGCAGCUCGGCAGGUGUGAGGUUCAGGGAACAGGAAGACAGGCACAGUUUGUGCAGUGACGAGGUGUGACCUAACCGAGCCAGUGUUAAAGCGGAUCCUAACAGUGCAGCCUGGGUCCUGAGCCCAUGUUUGGAGUCGAGAGAUGUUGUCAGAGAGUGUUGCCAGAGACAUGUUGAUUCUCACCAGCCUGUUGUCUUUGUCACGUUACCUAACAGGAAUAUUAACACACCUUUUUCUUACUAAGUGGUGAUGGAAUUGGUCCAAAUGGCCUCACUGAUGCUGGUUCAGGUUUUGCACUUACAGGGCAUAUGAACGUGGAUCUGUGUGGCUACCACAAGGGUCAUCAAAGGUUACUGAUUCAGUGUAUUUUUAUUUGUAUACAAAAAGGAUUGCUCUGACAUGCCAGCCCCAGUGUGAUCUCUUCUCCAAUGUAAGGUGAGCUUAACGGUACCGGCAUAGGAACGUGAAAGCCCCAGAGCCAGCUCAGCCCACAAGGAGCACUGGCCAGCGACAUUCGAACAAUUCAAGUGUCCGUGUGGUCAAGUGACUCCAUGACUCGGCUGCAUUGCCAUCGGGUUUAAAUAGCAGUGGGCUUACAUGUCAUGUUGGGGAGGACCACAUACAGGAAUGGUAUUUGGGCAGGUCAGGCCCAAGGCAAAGGACUAGUGUUGGCAGCCAUCCUAUCCUCAGAAUUCCUCUUACAUGAGCUCUCUUUCUCCCUCUCACCCCCACUCCAAUUACUUCUUUCUUUGUCUUGUAUUGUCUGUAUCCAGCUUUAUUUUUUUUGCUUAGAACUGCAUAGGUGGUGUGUGUGGCAGGCAGACCAUUGGGUCUGUAUGUGUACCUCAUGCUUUUCUGGGCAAUACGUCUGAUAUAUGCCCUCGUGUGCAGUCCGUGCUCUGAUGGCAUAGAGUUAAUGGACAGACACAUGUACCCACAGAGUGGGCAUAUCAAAGGCUUCCUUGAGUAGCAAAAGGCAGACCUCCACAAGGGAACUGAGGUACCAGCCUGGAGCUGUGGGAGUAGCAUUUCCUGCCUCCACCAAGAUCAAGGGGCUGGGGGAUGGGGGGGAAGACCAGGAAAGGAGAAAAAUGCCAUUAAAAUAAAUGGAGCGAAGAAAAAUACUAUGAUUGGUGCUCAUUUAAUUUAAGAAUGGGAAAAUAAGACAGGUAUCAAAGUAACUUUUAUCACAACACUGCUUAAUUAGGUCUUAGUUUAAUACCAGCUGCACAGAAAGGUCCUUGACAUGGGCUCUUCUUUGUAACAGAGAGAUCACAUUUAUCAAUCAGUGAGUGGAGAGCCAGAAACAUGUAUAAAUGAUCAUUUAAUCAGAAUAUAGGAAUAGGAGGCCAUCAGAUUACCAAAUCUGCUCUAACAUUUCAUCAGAUCAUGCCAGAUCAUUUCAUUAUUUCCUCACUCUCUCUCCAUAUCCCUCUACUCUUCCCAAAUAUCUGUCCAUCUCCUUUCAAAUAUCCCCAUCAAUUCUGUAUCUGUAGUCUUCUGGUACUGUAAGUUCCAAUUCUAACCCUCUCUGUGGAGAAAUGUUUCUCAUCAUUAACUCUGUGUUAACUCUUGCUUUGGAUUCACAAAGUCAAACCAAGUGUGAGAGAAGUGGAGACUAAGAAUAUUGUAGAAUUGUUGAAUAUUUCCUUCACUCUCACAGUGGACAGGAGGAUGAGAUACCAGAGAUUCAGAAUUUAGGGAGUGGGAGAACACAACAAUAACAUUUACAUUUAUAUGGCACCUUUCAAUGGAGAGGACAUCCCAAGGCUGUAGUAAUGAUAAAUUAGAAAGUCUGAAGCUAACAAAUCUACAGGCCCAUUCAUUUUCACCCCAGGAACUAAAGGAAUGAGAGGAAAUUGCAUAGGAUUAAUUAUUAUUUAGCAAAAUUCAAUAGAUUCAGGAUUCCUACAAGAGGAGAGGACAGCGAAGGUUGCUCCAUUAUACAGGAAUGCAGAAUGGGACAAGCAAGCAGCCAUACUGUGAGCAUAACAAUCAGUGGGGGGCAAAUGAUGAAUCUAUCAUCAGGGAGAGAAUAACUGAGUAUCUAGAUAAUUUAUAUCUAGAUAAAUCACACAGAUCAGAGAGUUGCAUGGAUUUGUGAAGGUAGAUCAUCGAGUCUUACCAAACCACAGAAGUGAUGGGUAAUGUGGAGUGGAUGUCUUUUAUACAACACAAUACUAUAUAUUUAUGCAAAGCCUUUCACAUCGGGAAGACAUGUCAAGGCCCUUGAAAGUCCUGGCUUUGCAAAUGAGCUGAGGGGAGUGGGGAGCAGAAAGAUGCACAAUCAAAGAGGAAAGUGUUGAGACAGACCUUGAAAGAGGUGAGGGAGAGGGGCAAGUCAGAGCGACUCCAGGAUAGUUGUAAAGUGAGGUAGCACACAAGGAAUAGAAGAAUAUUGGUUGGGAAUGUGUUUUAAAUGGGGAAGCACUGGAAGCGCAGAGAAAUCCAGGAGGUCAUUGAUCAUUACAGUCUAGUUUAGGUGAUGAAAUCAGUCAGGAAAGCACGUAAGAUGCUGGCGUUUACUAUAGUAGGUCUGGAAAAUAAAAAUCAUUAGGUGUUUCUAGGAAGAAUCAUGGAGCUGACUGAAGUAUUUAAAAAUAAUGAAACAAACUGAUGGGUUAGAUGGUGAACUCUUCUCUUGAGUGUGUACAGAAGGCAGAGCUGUGUUAAGUAACGGUGCUGUUCAAAUCUAAAGUCUACAACAACAACAACUUUGAUUUAUAUAGCGCCCUCCACGCCGGAC
Callorhinchus milii (elephant shark) is the source of this 7234-nucleotide messenger RNA. RefSeq names its product coiled-coil domain containing 30 (gene ccdc30). The transcript is spliced from 30 exons. The record is from RefSeq and is a predicted model, not a curated record. Lineage: Eukaryota; Metazoa; Chordata; Chondrichthyes; Chimaeriformes; Callorhinchidae. Bases 349 to 4557 code for a protein of 1402 amino acids.